AUGCCCGCGUCACCCAGUCAAAUGUACAAAGUCGACUACAAGGAGGAUAAGGGGAAGUACGUAGUCGCAGUGAGUCAGAUGCGAGCGGGGUACUGCAUCGUGGAGACACACCCAGAAAUAUUCGUCCCCCUCAGUGUGAAAUACAUGGCACCGAGAAUCAUCGAUGCAGAAAAUAAAAAAAGUUCUUACAAAACAGUGAACAUAUGUUUUUACUGCUUUGAAAAAUUUAGCAAAAGUUUUUAUUGUCCUAACUGCAAAUAUGUGGUGUAUUGUAGUGAGGUGUGUCUGGAACUAGCCUGGAAGUUGCAUAGAGACGAAUGUGAAGUGUUUAAGUCCAAUAUCUUUGACAAAUUCUGCCCAUCCAUCAUCAUGCGGAUGGUAAUUAAUAGUUACUUAAGCCAUUUUAACUUUUACGAAUACUGUGGAAGCGUAGCAGAAUUGUCAAAGGAAAAAUACGAGUAUUUUAAAUACCCAGCAUAUAUAGUAGCCGUAGCGCUGAUGAGUAAAAAAAAAAAAAUGUUUGCCAACUUUGAAGAUAAUGAAAGCAUACUGAAAAAUGUUAUCGAGAAGUUUGUAAAAAUUUCUAAAAAUAGUUUGCAGAUAAUUGAUAAUGAAUUAGAACCAGCAGGAUUGGGAUUUUACAAAAAGCCCGUGGCGUAUUUUAAUCACUCAUGUUUGAGUAACUGUGUGACUAUAUUUAAAAACCAGAAGCUAUUUAUACGAACCUUGAUGGAUGUCUAUCCUGGAGAAGAACUAACGAUUAGUUAUAUCGACAUAGCAUUUGACAAGAAUACCAGGCUAGCCAUUUGCAUGGAUCAGUAUUUCUUUACCUGCACGUGUAAGCUAUGUAAAGUGAACGUCGUGGCUGAAUGCCAAAAUAUUUUUAAUACAGAACUGAUAUGUACUCAUUCAGAGAGUUGUAAAAAAAGUGUUAACCAUAUGGAGCUAAUCUUAAUAUCUGAGUUGGAAAGAAAAAAUUCUUAUAUGAAUAAAAGUCAAUUUAAAAAUUCCUAUCCUGUUUUAAAAAAAACGAACGAACAACAACAUGUGUGGAAAUGUUCCAUCUGUAAAAACGAAGUGCAUGAUAAUAUUAUAAAAAGCUUGAUGGAAAAGGAGAAAGAAACUGUUAAGGAGACUGCUCAUUUGGAGUCUCUCUUCAGUGAAAAAUACACCUACGACAAUAAAUCGGUGUUACAGUCACUUAAUAAAAUUAAGUCCAAAAUUGACUACUUAACUACCUUUUAUCACCAUACCAGAUAUUCUUUGCAAAAGAUGAGAGCCAAGAUUCUUUACAUUUCUAUACAACUCCAAGAGUUUAAGUUAGCAUACAACAUUGCUAACCAGUACCUCAAAUCUAUAGAAGUUUCCUAUGGGAAGUACUCUCCUAUUUAUGGCUACUAUAUUUUCUUAACUGGGAAACUUGCCCUCUUUCUUGAUCUCAAGUCGGAGGGCCUUAGUUUAAUUCACAAAGCCAAGAAGAAUAUCAUAAAGACCUACGGACCGGACUCUCCCAUUUAUAAAGAUCUGGAGAAGUUCCUCUACACCAAUAAGUACUGA
Plasmodium inui San Antonio 1 is the source of this 1557-nucleotide messenger RNA. RefSeq names its product SET and MYND protein. Gene Ontology annotation, cellular component: nucleus. Gene Ontology annotation, molecular function: protein binding. The record is from RefSeq and is a predicted model, not a curated record. Bases 1 to 1557 code for a protein of 518 amino acids. The transcript has a single exon. Lineage: Eukaryota; Apicomplexa; Aconoidasida; Haemosporida; Plasmodiidae.